AUGGCACCAAAUCGAGACGCUGUCCGGAUUCCCUGGUGGUUUCACCACGAGAGCUGGACCACGCCAUGGUCAUCUACGUCCGGAGAUUUCCCGCCCGAGGAAACGGAACGUGAACAUGAACAGCGAGUCCGCCAGCUCAAGAUCCAACCAUGGUUUAAACGGGCCUCGUGUGAAGCCACGGGACUCUUGACAUAUGAACUCCCUCUUCGUUGGCCUUGGGGAUAUACUAUUUAUCGCACUGUCUAUACCCCAGAGUCAGAUCUUUACUGGGAAGCUGCCGCUGAUGCGAUCCGAUCUAAUAUCUUCGCUACACUUGACUGGGAAUUACACCACGGUCGACGCCAGCACGAGCAAUCCCAUCGAAUCUUACGCGACGGGUACCGCAGUCUCGUGUUUGAUGACGAGACUCGCUUUGAUGGGGCUAGCAUUGCUCAAGUCCGAGAGGAUUUCAGGGCCUUUGUGGAAAGCGAGGUCGGAGCUCUUGGUAACCGGUUCCGCUGGUGUCUGGUUAUUGACGAAGAGGCCUUGAAGUGUUUUAUCCGUCAUCAAAAGUCUCUUGCUGGGCAAUCAGAGCAAGAUUCAACGCAGGAAAGUGAGCCCUGGGUGACGGUUGUCGAACCUAAAUACGAACAAGAGCAAAGCAGUCAGUACGCAGGCUACAUGCGCAUUCCUCUUUCCCGACUCUUCCGGCUUGCGCGUCUUGGAGAUAUGGUACCCAUGUCUCAAAUGUGCACCAUUUCUGAAGAUAUUCCCUGGUACGAAGACUUUUGA
Penicillium expansum is the source of this 771-nucleotide messenger RNA. RefSeq lists its product as uncharacterized. The coding region runs from base 1 to 771 and encodes 256 amino acids. NCBI's taxonomy places the organism in Eukaryota, Fungi, Ascomycota, Eurotiomycetes, Eurotiales, Aspergillaceae. The transcript has a single exon. The record is from RefSeq and is a predicted model, not a curated record.